AUGCAGGAAGUGGAAUAUUUUAGCGACACAACCACCGCCAUCAGUACGGAGCGAAUGGAGCGCAAGCAUCCACGCAAGUGCAGCUACGACUUGCUGGAUGGGCCGGACGUACUACCAGGCCGGCAAACGCCCCAACAUCACCGCACCGCCGCGUAUAACAAAUGCGAUGAAAAUGUAAAUUACACCGCGGAUCCACUGCUGCUCACUUCAUCCGACGAGGAUAGCAGCGGGUCGCCGACGGGCGAGAUGAAUAAUUGCAUCAAGUUCAUGGAGAAACCAGCACUGAUCAAACGGUUCGCCCUCGGGUUUCUGCGUAGCACCGAGGAAAGUUUGCCGCUGAUGUGCCAUAAAUCAUCGCCCACCUCGCCGCAGAAGAAGCUUAACGACAUCCUGUCCGAGGACAUCUACACGCUGGACCAGAUCGUGUCGAGUAAGUUUGGCGACUCGUGCAAGCAAUCGUUCGCCGGUUCGACACGUUUACUGCCCGGCGGCAUUGGAACGACGGUGUCGACGGUACCGGCUACGACGACAACGGUCGCCGACGGUGUGGAGUACGAGUUCAAGCGGAACCUGAUCCGACAGACAAACAGUGCGAGCUCGAGCCCGAAGCGCUUCCCGACGGUAACGCCACCGAAACAUGCCGACAGUCUAAACAGCGUUAGCCUUGGCGAGGACAGCGAGGAGUUGAACCGGGCGUCCUGGUUCCAGGCGGGACUGCCGCGUGAACUAUCCCUGGAGGUACUGACCCAGCAGAGCCCCGGUGCGUUUCUCGUGCGGCGAAGCACCACCAAGCAUGGAUGCUUUGCGUUAUCCUUGCGCGUACCGCCCGGGCCGGGUCCGAAGGUGGUGCACUAUUUAAUUAUGAAAACCGAGCGUGGAUAUAAAAUUAAGGGCUUCACGAAGGAAUUUUCCUCGCUGCGCGCACUGAUAACGCACCAUUCGGUGAUGCCGGAGAUGCUUCCGGUUCCGCUGUCACUGCCACGACCGCAAAACAUCCCGAUGAAGUGCAAACACACGGACGACUACGAUACCUUCAGUGCGCUGAACGAGUUCUCCAAACUGUUCUCCGACCUAGACAUCUGUUCGUAG
Messenger RNA from Anopheles marshallii, 1089 nucleotides. Its product is annotated as EGFR adapter protein-like. The record is from RefSeq and is a predicted model, not a curated record. The coding region runs from base 1 to 1089 and encodes 362 amino acids. NCBI's taxonomy places the organism in Eukaryota, Metazoa, Arthropoda, Insecta, Diptera, Culicidae. The transcript has 3 exons.